Molecule: messenger RNA, 1533 nt
Organism: Amoebophrya sp. A25
Lineage: Eukaryota; Dinophyceae; Syndiniales; Amoebophryaceae
Source: the annotation of a GenBank genome assembly
CCCAGAUCUUCACACGCGUUGCUUGUUCUAAAUGAUUACGCGCCGCAAAGUCUAGUAGAGACCCGGUCUUUGAUGAAGAAAUUGGGAAGAGCACUAGAUGAUCACUGCUUCCUUCCGGUUUGAAGGUCUAAAGGGGAGAGACAUUUUAGCUCCUAAAACUUAACAAACACCCUUCUCUUUUCUCUUUUUCGCAGGGACAACUAGAAACUCCAGGUGUCUGUGGGCUUCAAGACACUUUUAGGGUCACGCGUUUCGAUUUAGAGGAACAAAAUGAAGAACGGAUCUUUCGGUCGCGGUGCCAAGCUGAGCAUGUCGCUCGGUCUCAACGUUGCCGCGUUGAUCAACUGCGCGGACAACAGUGGAGCUAAGAACCUCUACAUGAUCGCGGCUAAGGGUACAACGCCUCUUUAUGUCAAUAGUUUUUGUCAUGUAAUCGUGACUUCUUACAUAGGCCGACUUUAGAUGCGGAUGUGAGGAGGAGAUAUAUAUGGUUCAGAAAGUCAGUAAGAUAUUCGGUUUACGAACACCCGCCAUAUGCGCAAUCACCAUGCUAGAUCAUUGACUACUACCAGCACGCUCAAAUUUAGAACUUCCGUUAGAAUUUUGCGGUUUCUGGAACUCGUAACCAAAGGCUGAACCAAAACAAAACUUUACUUCAACUGCAAUCAGGUUGCGGUGCACGCCUCAAUCGUCUGCCAAAGGCCGGUCCGGGAGACAUGAUCUUGGCCUCUGUCAAGAAGGGAAAGCCGGAGCUCCGUAAGAAGGUGUUGCUGUCUGUCGUCGUUCGCCAGAAGAAGGUAACUAUUUUAUAUCUAAAUUCACUGCCCGCGGUAACGCAGCUAGCUAUAAUCGACUUCUGCUGUAGAUUUCUGCAAGCCUCCUUGUCCGAGUCAACACUUCCUCUUUGCUAGAAACUGUUCGCUGGAACCCUAAAUUAUCGUAAGUGUGCUAGGCUAAUGUCUCUCGUACGAAGUGCAUUUUUUCUGAAAUAUCUAAAUCAGGCCUGGCGUCGUCGUGACGGUGUCUUCAUCUAUUUCGAAGACAAUGCGGGUGUUAUUGUCAACGAUAAGGGUGAAAUGAAGGGAUCCGCCAUCACCGGACCGAUCGCUAAGGAGUGCGCUGAGAUUUGGCCGAAGGUCGCCUCCGCCGCCCCGGCUGUCUGCUAAUUGCGGACUCUUCGCUAUCACGGCAUCGAACUGUCACUGAAAGGCGAAUUUAAGUGUCUGGAUCGGGAGGCGAUAAGGAGAAUGACUAGGAGGAGUGAAGCUCUCGUCUUGGUUUAAAGAUGGGCGGACUGAAUCAUUCGAACAUGUUGCUGAAUUAUUCAAGAACCUAAAUUCAACUUGAAAUAGUGUGUUUGACAGUGAUAUGAAAUCGGAACGUAAACGCCCACUAAAGAACUCUGUAGCUCUGUUGAGCUCCUGUCACAGCUGUCGUGCGUGUUGUCUAAUUUUGUUCGAUGAAUGUCACACGUGGCGCACGAGGCAUGUCUGGAAGUGAUGUGAGAGAAUGAUGGUGCGAAGCUGUCAAUUG